Molecule: messenger RNA, 1138 nt
Organism: Esox lucius (northern pike)
Lineage: Eukaryota; Metazoa; Chordata; Actinopteri; Esociformes; Esocidae
Gene: snrpb2
Product: small nuclear ribonucleoprotein polypeptide B2
Exons: 7
Coding region: 119-775 (218 amino acids)
Biological process (GO): mRNA splicing, via spliceosome
Cellular component (GO): U1 snRNP
Molecular function (GO): U1 snRNA binding
Source: RefSeq, a predicted model, not a curated record
GGCAGUAGAGGACUGUUGUUGAUCUAGCGAAGAAGAACCAGGAAACCGAGUCUACAUUUCCGGUGGUUUCUGAAAGUGUGGGGACUGGUGAAAUAGCGCCGAGUGAAAGUUGUUAAUCAUGGAUAUUCGACCAAACCACACCAUUUACAUUAAUAAUGUAAACGAUAAGAUCAAAAAGGACGAACUGAAGCGGUCACUCUAUGCUCUGUUCUCUCAGUUUGGGCAAGUUGUGGACAUUGUUGCCAUGAAAACCAUGAAGAUGAGAGGGCAGGCGUUUGUGGUGUUCAAAGAACUUGCAUCAGCUACAAAUGCACUUCGACAACUUCAAGGGUUUCCUUUCUACAAUAAGCCCAUGCGCAUUCAGUAUGCAAAGACAGACUCUGAGGUGAUCUCCAAAGUCAAGGGCACAUUCGGAGACAAGGACAAGAAGAAGGACAAAAAGAAGAAGCCUCAAGAUCAAGUGGCCAAUGUGGCCAAGAAGCCAGCACCAGGAUCAGCAAACACAAACAAUGCACCAACCAUGCAGGUUCCAGAUAAUCCACCCAACUAUAUUUUAUUCCUUAAUAACCUGCCAGAGGAAACCAAUGAAAUGAUGCUCUCCAUGCUGUUCAAUCAAUUCCCUGGUUUCAAAGAGGUGCGGCUCGUCCCUGGCAAACACGACAUUGCAUUUGUUGAGUUUGAGAGCGAGGGCCAAGCAGGAGUGGCCAAAGAUGCACUGCAAGGCUUCCGAAUCACUGCCCAAUGCGCCAUGAAGAUCACAUACGCCAAGAAGUAGUCCCUGCCAUGAUGUAACUGGAAAGGGGACACAUUUUUGGACUCUUGGUUAGAGAUGUAUUGGACCCCUUGAUUUAUUUUAUUUUAAUUUUGUUUUAGCUGUGGAAUCUACAGGCAGUUCGUGCUUUUUUUGACUGAUUUCUGUACAGUCACUGUGAGCUGUGGGGAAAAACCUCUGACCUGCAUUGCUCUCUAUUUUUUAUGACUUAGUAAUAAAGAACUGUUGCCUUCUCUAUGUUCUAUGUUUCUAUCUCUCCUGAAGGCCCUUAAAUGGACCGCAGAUGUUUGUAUGUAAAAAUGUAGGGAAGUGAUGUUCUUUUUCUCUGAGAACAGAAAUGAUUAAAAUCAGAAGGUUUGAGACUCA